AUGAUAUGGUUGGCGCUGAUACUGGCUGGUAUCAUCUCUCGUUUAGAAGGAUGCUCACCACGUUACCGAGAGGAAUUGCGAUACCUGGAUCAUUAUCUUGGAAUUCAACCUGCCAAUCGAGGAAAUCUUCCUACAGCAGAAAAUGCUUUGAAUCGAUAUAUAACCAACUCAUCGGAACUAAACUGUCAGUUCAAGAAGGAAUGCGCUUGGAUAAAUGCGCCAGAUGAUGACUUACUAGAUACAUCUGAUUUUUAUUUGUUUGUCAAAACGGAUGCCAAAUCAUUCCCAGUGCAGAUUCAACCAGGGCCGCCUGAUCCGCCAAACGGUUCCUCAUUUUGA
Messenger RNA from Gongylonema pulchrum, 339 nucleotides. Lineage: Eukaryota; Metazoa; Nematoda; Chromadorea; Rhabditida; Gongylonematidae. The record is from the annotation of a GenBank genome assembly.